This is a messenger RNA of Fulmarus glacialis (Northern fulmar), 2301 nucleotides long. It is a transcript of the gene LINS1, whose product is annotated as lines homolog (Drosophila). The coding region runs from base 1 to 2301 and encodes 766 amino acids. NCBI's taxonomy places the organism in Eukaryota, Metazoa, Chordata, Aves, Procellariiformes, Procellariidae. The transcript is spliced from 6 exons. The record is from RefSeq and is a predicted model, not a curated record.
AUGAAGAUCUCUCUUCUACAGCAGAUGUAUAAGGACGUACUGGUAGGCAUCCCACUAGCAAAGGAAAGCCAUCAUUAUACCUCUUUACUUAAUCUGUGUGUUGAACAGUCACCAGAAAGAGAUGAAUCAUGUAAUCGGAUGCAUCUGCCAUCUACUAAUGGUGGUAUUAGGAGCCGUCAGGAUCAGGACACUGAUAUGUCAGAUGUCCCUACAACAGAUGAUACAUCAAAUAGCUUUGGAAGCAUGAAUUCCUCAUUCUGUCCACGAGAAGUGAUGCUGCUUCAGUUAACCUUGAUCAAGAUGAUGGUUGCUAAAGCACAGUCCCAGGAAAUUGAAUUCAAUAUGAGACAGAAGUACUGUGAGAUCUUUGUCCUUCUUCUGAAGGAGGCAAAAAUUGACUCAAAAUUGAUUUGUCUGCUUGGUAGUUACGAUCAACUGUUAUCUCACAUGGCUUCAAAAAGUUUAGCAUCCCUUGUGUAUUUCCAGCUGAAGGAAGAGAACACAUUAAAUGUCACCUGGCUCACCUUUAGUUUGAAGACUCUUUCAGGAUUCCCUGUGAAUACCCACGUAGCAGAAUGUCUGUGGACUCUUACAAGUAUUAUCAAGGACAUACUGAAAGAUAAAGUUUUGUCCAAAGCAGGUAUUUUGAAGAAGUUGUUGGCUCCUCUCGAUGCUGUGCUUGAAGGAUUUUAUAAUUCCAUUCUGUUCCAUCAUUUUGACAGUCACCACUAUACUUCACCUUACUCUGAAGCUGCAAACAAUUUGAUCAGUUUUAUAGAUCUGCUUGAAGCACUUUUGGCUUCCAGAAUUGAAUUAGAACUACCGCUUAGAUGCCAGAGAGUAUUGUUUUUGAAAGUUUCUUAUGUCCUGAACCUCAUUAGCUCAUCGAUUCACUAUUUAAUCAAGAAGUUGUUCAUUAUGCUCCUUAAAAAAUGUAUCCUUUGCAAGUCUGAAAGUGGAUCCCUGUUCUUACAAAACCCAUCUUUGUAUGAGGAUAUGCUUGCACUGAGUAGUGCUAUUCUGCAGGUUGUGAAUUUGACUUGGCUUAAUGAGAUCCCGCUCAGUGGAAAGGCCAGCUACUUUGGAGGCAGUGAAGCUCCUCCUGGUGAUGAUACUCAAGGUGGUUCUGACCAAACUGUUCUCAGAGCCUUAAGUCUGGUUGUGCUUAAAGCACUGGAAUUCAAGUUUCAGAACUCUGCUACAGAAGCUGAAAUCAAAGGAGACUUUCAGAGUUUCAUGUCCCAGCUGUUGAUAUUCUGGAGGAGUCAUCUGAAGUCUUCCCCACAGUCUCACCCAGUUGUACAUCACUGUGAAUGGCUAUCCUUGAUUUUCAUAGAGCAAGAUGAUGAUAUGUGGGAAGCUGCUAAAGCUUUAUUACUCAUUUAUUUAAAAUUUGAUAGGUUACGGCAUGAUGCUGCUGAUAACUUAAGCCAAAAAGAGGAGGAAACCUGGAACUUCCUUACGCAUGCAAGUGGAUAUAAUCCCCACUGUAUCUUUUUAUUUUUUCUAGAAAAAAUCGCAUUUGAUUCCACAGUACUUCUAGAUUUUUUGAUUUCAUCAGAAACUUGCUUUCUCGAGUACUUGGUAAGGUACUUAAAGCUUCUUAGAAAAGACUGGCAUCAGUUUGUAGAUGUCUGUAACAAUUUUGAUACCAAACAUGGCACUUUUCAAUCAAUUUCUUCUGUCAAGCCACCCCAUCAAGAAAAACAAAGCUGUAUGACUGAUGAGAGUUUGCAAAUUGCUUGUUGUGAACCAGAACCUCAGACUCUGAUAUCUUUGGCGGAUUCUCACAAUUACUUAGUGUUUACAACAGAGCAAGGUGAUAAUGAAGUUGCAGAGUCUAACCAGUCUAACUCAUUGGUAUGCACUGAUAGUACAUCUCUGCUGGGUUCUCUUCAAAGCCUUGUUAAUUAUGACAGCUCGGAAGACUCUGAAUUAGAAUCAGAUGGAAAAGAGUGCUUGGUAAACACAAAGCAGGUGCCUUUAAAUAAAGAGGUUGAGACAAGGAUAAGGGAAACUGGUUGCAGCUACACAGGUGAUAAACGGAAUACACUCAAGUCUGAAGUGUUGCCUCUGAAACAAAAGGAAUCUAAUACCUCAUCCUGUUUGACUUGUAUGGCGUCUUCGGAUAACAUCAUUCCCCUAAGAAUAAUGCUUUACAAAUGCACCAAAUGUCUGGAAGAACUGCAAAAAGCUAUUUCUAGGUUGCAGAGAAGAAAUCUUUUCCCAUAUAAUCCAUCUGCGUUGUUGAAACUACUGAGCCACAUUGAGAAGAUCAGUAAGAACAUGAAUCCACAGUAA